AGAAGGGAGAAGAGGGAAAGAGAAAAGGAGAAAUUGAGAGAGAUGGAAGAAGAAAUAUGGAUGUAAGGAGGGAGAGGGUCCUUCUCAUCCCACUCUUUUAACGCCAUAUUCGCCUCUCCCCCUUCCUAUCCUUCCUGUUCCUCUUCCCUUUCCGUUCCCUUCCGCCCCCGCCCGUAACCCGUAAGUCGGCCCCGCCCCCUCCUCUUCCGCCACGAGACUGGAGUCCGUAGCUCCGCGUUGGAUUAGUGUGGCCCGCGAGUCGGUCGGGACGAGACGGACGCGAGACUACACUGUGUUGGGAGUGAAGAAUCCAUCUUAAGAGAGAUUCCUUGCCUUUUCACCGAUGCCUUGCGUUUGAUCUUUAAGAAGCUGUUCUGAUCAAUUAAAGGGUUAUACGCAUCGCCAAGGUCUUAAAAGGGGCAGUGUUUCAAGUGACGCACCAUAACUAAAGUGUCUGCGGUAGCGAAGACGAAACAGAACAUAGAUAAGAAACAAAACAAAGAGAUAAGUGAGCGAAAAUAAGUCCCUCUGGCUCGAUCGAGAGCCGAAGGACCCCCGUGGACCCGCGAGUCAGGACGUGCCGGAGGCCACUCGGAGGCGCCCCCCAUGUGCAGGAGCCCGAAACCCGGCGAAUUGUUCCCUAAGGCGAUGUGGCCAGCUCCUCCACGAUGUUGAAGAUCCACAUGCUCGAGAGCCUCCUUCCGGUGGACCAACCCGAAGAGGACUCGGCCAACAAUAACAGCAGGAGCCUCAGCAGGAACAGCAGUCACUACGGAAGCAUCAACAGCAACCACCACAACAGCAACCAUUUCCUCGCGCGCCACCACCACCAGCGGCACCACAGCGACAGCAUCAGCAUCAUCAGUGGCACCGGAAGCACGGUCAGCAACAGCACGGGCAGCAACAGUCUCAGGAGCGACAGCAACGGAAACAUGCUGGCCUUCACCAGGACGCUCAGCAAGAGAUAUGGAAGGUACGUUGUUGGCUCUGGGUUGUCUUUGAGGGUCCUUUAA
This is a messenger RNA of Penaeus monodon (black tiger shrimp), 1013 nucleotides long. RefSeq names its product probable serine/threonine-protein kinase DDB_G0272282. The transcript has 2 exons. NCBI's taxonomy places the organism in Eukaryota, Metazoa, Arthropoda, Malacostraca, Decapoda, Penaeidae. Bases 669 to 1013 code for a protein of 114 amino acids. The record is from RefSeq and is a predicted model, not a curated record.